Vespula pensylvanica (western yellowjacket) is the source of this 2928-nucleotide messenger RNA. RefSeq names its product nucleolar protein 56 (gene Nop56). Gene Ontology annotation, cellular component: box C/D methylation guide snoRNP complex; small-subunit processome. Bases 144 to 1655 code for a protein of 503 amino acids. Gene Ontology annotation, molecular function: snoRNA binding. NCBI's taxonomy places the organism in Eukaryota, Metazoa, Arthropoda, Insecta, Hymenoptera, Vespidae. The transcript is spliced from 3 exons. The record is from RefSeq and is a predicted model, not a curated record.
GAUAUCAACCAUCUUUCUGCGGAAUUUGAUAUGUAGUAAGCACUAUUUCCGGUGCACAUGGUUAUAUCUUAAUUAUAUUAGUUGAUAUCUACUUGUAUAUUAUAUAUUUUACUACAGUGAAUGGAAUAUACAAAGUGUAAAAUAUGACACAACUUUAUGUUUUAUAUGAGCAUGCAGCUGGCUAUGCCGUAUUCGGUGUUAAAGAGUUCGAAGAAGUAGGAAUGUUAUUACCUCAAGUUGAAGCAUCAGUAACAGAUUUAUCAAGAUUCAAUACUGUGGUAAAACUUAUUGGAUUUUCACCUUUUAAAACUGCUUUAGCAGCAUUAGAGAAUGUGAACAGUAUCUCAGAAGGCAUUGUACCGGAAGACCUACAAUUGUUUUUGGAUUCUAUUUUACCUAAACCUGACCAGAAAAAGAAAAUUAUUCUUGGUGUAUCAGAUCCUAAAUUAGGUGCCAGUAUCACAGAGAUAUUGGAUAUAAAAUGUGACCAUACAGGUGCUAUACCUGAAGUUAUCAGAGGAGUAAGAUUUCAUUUUCAUAAUUUAGUUAAAGGUUUCACUGCCAAAAGUUCUGCAGUAGCUCAGCUUGGACUUGGUCAUAGUUAUUCAAGAGCAAAAGUUAAAUUUAAUGUUAAUCGUGUGGAUAAUAUGAUUAUACAAGGUAUAGCUUUACUGGAUCAACUGGACAAAGACAUAAAUACAUUUAGUAUGCGUAUACGUGAAUGGUAUAGUUAUCAUUUCCCAGAAUUAGUAAAGAUUGUUCCUGAAAAUUAUAUGUAUGCCAAAGUGACACAACUAAUUAAAAAUAGAAAAGAAUUAACAGAAGAAAAGUUAGAAGCAUUGGAAGAAAUUGUUAUGGACAGUGCAAAAGCUCAAGCAAUUAUAGAUGCUUCUAAAUCAUCUAUGGGCAUGGACAUCAGUCCUGUGGAUCUUCUUAAUAUUGAGAUGUUUGCUAGACGUGUAAUAGGAUUGGCAGAUUAUCGAAAACAAUUGGCUGAGUAUUUAAAAUCUAAAAUGGCUGGUAUUGCACCGAAUUUAGCUACUCUUAUAGGAGAUCAAGUAGGAGCUAGAUUAAUAGCUCAUGCUGGAUCAUUAACCAAUUUAGCAAAGUAUCCUGCAUCUACAGUUCAGAUAUUAGGAGCAGAAAAAGCAUUAUUUAGAGCAUUAAAGACAAAAGGUAAUACACCUAAAUAUGGAUUACUAUUCCAUUCUACAUUUAUUGGUCGUGCUGGUACUAAAAACAAAGGAAGAAUCUCCAGAUAUUUGGCCAAUAAAUGCUCUAUUGCAUCAAGAAUAGAUUGUUUUGCUGAAACACCAACAAAUAUCUUUGGUGAAAAAUUACGACAACAAGUGGAAGAUCGUUUGAAGUUCUAUGAAACAGGUGAAAUACCGAAAAAGAAUAUAGACGUGAUGCAGGAGGCAUUAGAAGAAGCUCAACAUGUAAUAGCUAAUCUGGAAAUAGAAUCACAAAAGAAGAAAAAGAAGAAAAAUAAGAAAAGAAAACAAGAAGAAUUACAAAAUGGUAAUACUACUACUAAUGGUAUUCAUGAGAAUGGAGAAAAAGAAGAACUUGUUCAAGAGAAUGAAGAAUCUUUAAAAAAGAAAAAGAAAAAGAAAAAGUCCAAAAGUAUAGGUGAUAGUAUGGAAAUAUCAUAAAUAAUAUUAAAUUUUACUAUUUGUAUUAUUGCUAUAUCUAUAUUAUCUCACACACAUUAAAAGAAGUGGCAUAUUCAACUUACAAAAUUUUAUAAAGUUUCAACGAUGUUUUCUACAUACAUAUUUUCUUCAGAAACAAAGUUGAUAGAAUUAUCCUAUAUAUGACAAGAAUUAAAUCUUCUAAACUUAUACGAAGUGUGUUGUCUGAAUUUAUCAUCUAAAAUAUUUCUGUUGUAAUAAAAAUAACAAAAACAUAUUUUCUACAAAAAUUCAAGUUUUAUGGAGGCAGUGUAUAGUAAAGAUGGUUUCAUUCCAAAAGAUAAAAAAAUCAACUUUGUUUUUUAAAUGGAAUGUUAUAUCUUAUUUAUUUAUAAGUAAUAGCUGUUUUAAAGAAAAAUUUAACGAUCUAUAACACUAACUUUGAAUUGUUAAACGUAAUAAAACAUAUCUUUGACUCUUACAAUAUGUUAAUAAAUAAGUAAACGUUCUCAAGAGUCGAGGAUGUAUAAAUAAAUAACAUUUUAUUUAAAAAGAAAAGACAAAGUUGAUCUUUUUACCUCAUGAACUUUUUGCAACAGAAUAAAAUUAUUUUUACUUUACACCACUACUCAUAAAAUUGUGCAAGAAUUUUAAAAUUAUGUAGGAAAUGUUUUUUCUAAAUAAGUUUUGCUCUUCUAAUAUUUUCUGUUUUAUUUUAUUGAAAAAUGCUAUACUAUUAGAUUCAUAUUUAUAUCGUAUUUUGGGGUCAACCACCACUUAUCUUUAAUAAUAUGUGUUGUGAAUUUCUCCAUUAGGAAAUUUGUUAUAUAGAUCAUUAUAAUUUUAUUUUUUUUCCCCAAAAUUCAAAAUUAUAAUUGAUGAAUAAAAACAGAACUUUUUUUUUUAUAUAUAUUAUAUGUAAUAUUCUGUAAAAUUUUUUUAUUUAUAUGCUUACCUUAUUUCAUUAAGAAUCCUAUAGUUUAUAAAAGAAAGCGCUAAGUAUAAUAUGAUGUAUAAAAAUUAUCUAUUUUAAAUAUAUUUUAUAUUAUAUCAUGAUUUAAAUCUAUAUAUAUAUAUAUAUAUAUAUAUAUAUAUAUAUAUAUAUAUAUACACACACACACACAGACACUACAUAUGACAAAAAAUACAUAUGUGUAUAAAAAAAUAUGAAUAGAACCUAGUACUGAUAAAUAUAAUUCGUUUCCAUAUCUGUUUUUAUCAAUAACUACAUAAUUUUUACAUUACACUACAAUUUUCUACAAAUUAUGAAAUAUACUUUUUUUUAGUCAAAUUA